Molecule: messenger RNA, 4040 nt
Organism: Sitodiplosis mosellana (orange wheat blossom midge)
Lineage: Eukaryota; Metazoa; Arthropoda; Insecta; Diptera; Cecidomyiidae
Product: transmembrane protein 87A
Exons: 3
Coding region: 906-2606 (566 amino acids)
Biological process (GO): retrograde transport, endosome to Golgi
Cellular component (GO): membrane; Golgi apparatus
Source: RefSeq, a predicted model, not a curated record
ACACUCCGAACGAGAGGUGAAUUGAAGAUAACUUGCUCAAGUCAGCAGUUAUAACAUUAUCGGUUUUUGUAAUGUGUGUACACACAACACACGCUCUCGCCGCACGUAUGUGUGCGCCAUCGGUAUUGUUGUGCGUGUGUGUGUAUGUGUUUGCAUAUUAGUUUAGUUUGUCGUAAUAAAAUGUAUUAUUGCCCAUUGUCGACAUCGAUAGGCGAUGUGCGCCGCAUGUCGUAUCGUUUUCAUUUGUCAUUAAACAUUUGAAAUACCGUAAAUAAGUGUAAAUGAAAGAAAAAAAAGAAAUGAGCGACAGGCACUUGAAAUUGAAAAUAUAUCAUUCGGUGUAAAAAAAAAUUUUUGUUUUCAGUGUGUCGAAGUGCAAACACAUACAUCGAUUAAUUUGGAAUUUUGAUAGCGGAAUUUUAGUUGAAAUAACAAGAUAAAAAAAGAAUACACAAAAGAGAAGAAGAAGAGAAAGAAAGAAAAAAAAACACUUGAGCAAUUGCCAAUGUUCUAAUUGUCUGUUUUGGUUGAUGUUAUUUUUCUUUUUUUUAAAUCUUUCUUCGAGCUGCUGAUUCCAUUCGGUGUUAUUCUCGUUUAUGUUUAAGAAAAAGAAAUUGGCCCCGUGUUUAAUUGCAAUUUUGAUUAUUUUUUUUUUUACUUUCGGGACAUUUGGUUCUACUUGGGGGAAUUUGUGUGUGGUGUGUGUAUGUGAUUGGCAGUCAUGCAGUUAUAAAUACGAGUACGAUGAGCAAUGUGUGAAAAUAAAAUAUGAAAUAAAUCCUAUCGCACAAAAUCUAGGAACAAGUCUGUGACAAUUGAUUGCAAAAUCGAUACGAACGAAAGUAAAAAAAAAAAAAUUCGCCGCAAAACAAUUUGCAGUCGACCAUAUAAGCACACUGACGACGAUGACAAUUCAACAGAUUGAUAAAAUGUGGAGCUUAUCAAAACGACGGAUAUGGCAACACAUAUCAUUGACAUUUCUAUUGGUACUCAGUAGCUGUGCUCCGGCUGCACAUUGUUUCCCUGACCAAGGCAAAUGGGACUUCAUAAUGAACCGUAAUGUACAGUCGGUGACCGUUCCAAAGUCCUUGUUUGCCGGUUCCGAAAUCUAUGUCACCAUUACGUGUGACUCAAAGCCAACGAAUACAAAUAUUUCAAUUGCAUGGAUGCUAAUACAAUCGGAAUGUUGGCAAGAUUCAUUUAUGACAUUCGAAAAUGUUGUGCCGCGCACAUCAAACGAUACAAAUUUCGUUCAACAAUCGGAAAUUAUAAGAGAGUGCAGCAAUGGCGGUCAUAUUCCGUUGCCCGAAUAUCGUUCGUCUAUCAAAUCAUCGGCUGGACUAGCCAAUGGGCCAAUGGAUGUGAAAAGUCGAGCGAAACGUGCAAAUGAUUUAUUGCUGGCCGACGAAAUACAUCCGCACAUAUUGAAUCGCAAAGCGAUUGGAGCCAGUAAUCCCGUUUAUACAAUUCAAGCCGAUGGCGUGUACUUGUUUGCGUUGAUUAUUCGAGCUACCAGUAACAAAGAUUACAAUGCAUCUGUUCACAUUGAAAUGCGUGGCACAUAUGGUUUCUUAUCGGCUGUUGAUUGGCCACUGUUACCAUUUUACGGUGUAAUGUGCUUGAUUUAUGUGGUAUUCGGUGUAAUUUGGUUGAUGGUUUCAUUUAUGCAAUGGCGUGAUUUGUUACGUAUUCAAUUUUGGAUUGGUGGCGUCAUAUUGUUGGGCAUGUUAGAGAAGGCAAUGUUCUAUGCAGAAUACCAGAGCAUCAAUUCGACGGGAGUUUCAGUGCGCGGUGCAGUAUUACUCGCCGAAUGGGUUUCAUGCGCCAAACGAACGUUGGCCCGAAUGCUUGUGAUUAUUGUGUCACUCGGCUUUGGCAUAGUCAAACCACGUCUUGGACCAAUGUUACAUCGAGUCGUCGGAACGGGUGGCCUAUACUUUGUUCUUGCCGGUGUUGAGAGUUAUUUGCGUGUGAUGAACAUAAAAAGUGAUCCAAAUAAUCAAAUCCUUGUGGCGAGCAUACCGUUGGCCGUUCUCGAUUCAGCCAUUUGCUGGUGGAUAUUCACGUCAUUGGUGCAAACAACGCGCACACUUCGAUUACGUCGAAAUAUGGUCAAACUAACAUUGUACAGACACUUUACGAAUACGCUCAUUUUUGCCGUUCUGGCAUCCGUUGUGUUUAUGCUGUUCUCCAUUAAAACACAUCGCCUCGCCAAGUGUCUGACCGACUGGAAGGAUUUAUGGGAAGAUGAAGCAUUUUGGCACAUUUUAUUCUCAUUACUGUUGCUAGUGAUAAUGAUUUUAUGGCGUCCAACAAACAACAAUCAACGGUAUGCAUUCACACCGUUGCUCGAUAGUCCCGAAGAUGAGGACGACGAUGAUGAAGAGGAUCAAUUUGUGGCCGAUGUGUAUGGCGUGAAAAUGCGUGGCUCACGAAAUACCAACUCACCCAAAUUUAACAAUCACAAAGCAACCACCACCGAUGAAGACGAUCUGAGAUGGGUGGAAGAGAAUAUACCAACGGCCAUUGCCGAUGCAACGCUACCCAUUCUCGAUUCCGACGAAGAAAUCAUUAACACUCGAUUCGAAGUAUCGAAAAUGCAGUAGAUACAUGAACCAAAUCAAAUGGCAUUAAUAACAACCAGAAAAUUAACAACAAAAACAACAACUAGAAAACUACACUAUGUCGUUUUGGUCUUGCUAAUUUAAAACGUAUUUUCCCUCGCUUGUGUGAUAGAAAAAAAUAACAAAUCGAAAGUGACCACGUCAAGGCUUUCCAUUAAACCUCCAUCAUUAAAAAAAAAAAAACAAAAAAAAAUCUAAAUUAUAAAUAUUUAAUUAGCAUUUUACAUUAUUUCGAUUGAAAAUAACAACCAAACAGAAAAAGAGUCUAAAAAAUUAUUACAUAGCCUCAAAUGAGCUUCAUUCUUGUGAAUUCUAACGAAUAAUUCGGGAGAGUAUUACAAAAAAAAAUCAUACAUGGUGAGAGAGAUGUGUGAGAUGAGUGAGGUUAAGAUAUUGAACAAAUUGAAAAGAGAAAGAGAGAGAUAGAGAGAGAGAGAGAGAGAGAGAGAGAGAGAGAGAGAGAGAGAGAGAGAGAGAGAGAGAGAGAGAGAAGAAACAAAUGUGUAAAUAUUUAAAUAUUUAAAUAUCAUUUUCCGAUUAUUUAAACUUCAUAUAUGCUCAUUGGGCUUUGCUCAAUGAAUAGAAUUAAAAUUUUGGUCUAUCUAAAAUCACCAAAUUCAUACAUUGUAAACCAGUUCAAAGCCAUUCAGUCCAGAAAAUCCAGCAGGAAAUACAGAGAUAUUAUCACCAAAUUUCGUCUGCUAACAUUGAUAAUAUGAAACAAAAGGGAACCAUUUUUUUCGGCUUCAUGUGCUUUUGUAACAGAGUUUAUUGGUUUUCACUGAGUUCAUAGCAAAUGAAACAUUUAAUCAACAACAAUAAUAAAAAAAAAACAAAAAAAAAAGAUUUUGAAUAGUUGCAUAUCGACAGCGUCCAAAAUUUUUCAUCAUUUUUUCAGUUGGUUUGAGUGUUUUAGAGAAAAAAAAUUAAAACAACAAAACAUAGUGAUAAGUUUGAUUGUUGCACAAAAGAAAAACCAAAUUCUCUCUGAACUGAACACUAUGUUAAUUUAUUUAUUAUCACUCAUCUUGAGGCAACUUUUCAUCAACCUACACGCCAAUCACGCACAUCAAUUUCCAAUUCUGUGAGAAAAAAAAAGACAAACGAAAACAAUAACAAUGUUAAGCGAGCACUGUGAGCAUUAUUUAUUAGGAUGAUAAGAAAUCGGCUCACUUGAAAUGGCGUUGCUUCGAACGGCGAAUUGUGCGGCAUUUUCAGUCGAAAGAAUAUUAAGGCAACAAAAAAUAUGUAAUAAAUGUUCGUUAUGAACGAAAAUCAAGUCACUUUGAGAGAACUUGGAACAAAAAAUAAAACCACUAAACAACGUUAGCCAUUUAAGAUGACAAACAAAUAUCAUUAUCGUGUAAAUUUUUUUUAAAAAUUGAUCUAAAUAAAAUAGGUUGAACAAAAAAAAAA